UACAUAUAUGAAAGUUAAUUGUAACAAUUGGAAAGAAAGGAAAGUGAUUUAAGUAACAAUUUAAACAAUUUCGUUUUUCUAAUAAUUUUCUAGUUGAUUAAUUGCUUUUUACCCAUCGACAAUUAGUAAAUUAUCAUGGUAAUUAGGCUCGGAAUUCAGUAUUUAAGGCUUGGUGUCUUCUAUUGAGAUGAUUAUUGAUCUUAUUGUUGAUUAGUUGAUUAGUUGAUUGUUUUAGUUUUUUCUUCUGGUUUAUUGUGAACAAUAAGAUGAAUACAACACCAGAACUUUAUGAUAAAUCAAAUAAGUUGCAGAAAAAAGAUUCUGAGUUUAUCAUUCGAAGAUUACAAAAAGAUCAUGAGAACAAAAUUCCAGAGUUAAUUGUUGAUCUCGGUUGUGGAACUGGAAAUAUAACAGAACGAGUAUGGUGCAGUUUUCCUGAAACUCGAACUGUUGGAGUUGAUUGUAGUAGAAAGAUGAUCGAUUAUGCUAUCGAUCGUUAUUCCACCUACAAUUUGGACUUUUAUGUGGCCGAUAUUUGUUCCGAUUGGAAAAUUCUAUCCGAGAAUAUGGAAGUAGAAAAAGGUUCCGUCGAUGCGGUUCUGUCUUCGUAUUGUCUUCAUUGGAUAUCGGAUGCGGAUAUGGAAAAGGUGAUGAAAAACAUUAACGAAAUGCUGAAACCAGGUGGGAGAUGUUAUUUUGCUGUAUUCUCUUGGAGUUGGUUGUUACCUUUCCAGGAACAGAUAAUCUACCAGAAACCAUGGGACAGUUACUUUCGUAAACUUGAUCUGAUUAAAAACGGAAAAGAGGAAACAAAAUCUGAUCGAAAAAGUGAACCGAGGAAAAUAUCUUCACCGUCGAUUCGUUCAUCCAAUAGGCCAGGAGAAUCUGAUUUCUCACCAUUAUCUGAAUCGAUUGAAUCUCCCGAUGAACAAUCAACCUCUCAACUUUAUUCCGAAUCACCAGCAACUCCAUCAUUACCUGUCCACGAAUUAAAGACCAAUGAAAAGGUUUUAACUCGAAAAAUCUCGAUAACCAAAAUAACCGAAGAAAAAGUCGAACCUAAAAUUGUUCGGCGAAAAUCAUCAGCUCCAUUUCCAGUCUAUGAAAUUCCCCCUGAAAAGGUAAGAAUUGAAAAGUGGAAUAAAUUCUGUGAAGAUGCUGAUCUAAAAUCGAUCGAGAUAAAAGUUCAUGAUACAACAUUCACAUAUCAGGAUAUCGAAGGAUUUAAAGGAGAACUACAAUCUUUGUGUCACUAUUUAUAUUACCUACCAAAAGAAUUACAUUCAGAUUUUCUCGCCGAUUAUUACGCUCACAUGGAUCGUUGUUUCAUCUCUCGACAAGACACUUUACCCGCGAUUCGAGUUCAGUACCAAUUUCUAACCGUCGUGGCCGAGAAAAGUCACUAAUUAACAUUUGGAGAGGCGAAAAUAUAUCAAGCAAGAAAAAAGAACAAAAAAAAAGUAAGAUUAAGAAAAGAUCAGCUGAUAAGAUUAUCUUCAAUCUCUUACACAUUCAACAAUCCGAGUAAAUGUUUAUCUUAUAUUAAUCAUUUUCAUUCAUUAAUUGUCUCAUAGUAACAAUUAAUCUCUUAGUUUAUCCUGGUUUUGUUCAUUUACUAUUAUUUUUGUUGUUAAAAAUAUGAUAGAUUAACAGAACUGAUAAUAUAUUUAUCGUUGAUUAAUCAAUAAUAUCAAACGUAAUUGUGAAAUAAUAAAAACACAAUUUUGAGUC
Messenger RNA from Panonychus citri (citrus red mite), 1731 nucleotides. RefSeq lists its product as uncharacterized. Bases 267 to 1406 code for a protein of 379 amino acids. The record is from RefSeq and is a predicted model, not a curated record. Lineage: Eukaryota; Metazoa; Arthropoda; Arachnida; Trombidiformes; Tetranychidae. The transcript is spliced from 4 exons.